Molecule: messenger RNA, 2153 nt
Organism: Bombus pascuorum
Lineage: Eukaryota; Metazoa; Arthropoda; Insecta; Hymenoptera; Apidae
Gene: Cdc45
Product: cell division control protein 45 homolog
Exons: 9
Coding region: 128-1819 (563 amino acids)
Biological process (GO): mitotic DNA replication preinitiation complex assembly; DNA replication initiation; double-strand break repair via break-induced replication
Cellular component (GO): DNA replication preinitiation complex
Molecular function (GO): chromatin binding; DNA replication origin binding; single-stranded DNA binding
Source: RefSeq, a predicted model, not a curated record
CUAUAUCGUAACACGACACUGCUGGCUACUGUUAUGUUUAGUUUUCGCGGUAAGCUAGAGAUGGUUGAAACAGAAUAAAAAGAGCAGUGAAUAUAAAAAAUAUCCCCAUGCCGAAGAUCACUGCAUCAUGUUUGUGGAAAACUUAGAAAGAGGAUUUUACCGUUUAAUAAAACAUGAUAGGUGUUUACUGUUGGUUAACUUUGAUGUUGAUGCCAUUUGUGCCUGUAGAAUUUUACAACAACUUUUUAAAUAUGAUAACAUGAUAUAUACCCUUGUACCUAUUCAAGGUAUUCAGGAUAUGGUUCGUGCCUUUGAAGAAAAUUGUGAGGAGGUAAAGAAUGUUAUUUUUAUAAAUUGUGGGGGUACAUUAGACUUAGUAGAACUGUUACAACCUAUAGAAUCUGUGAUAUUUUAUAUCGUUGAUAGCCAUAGGCCUUAUGAUUUAUGUAAUGUAUAUUCAGAAGAUCAAGUACGUAUACUUGGUAAACCAGAUGAAGAUGAUGAAAUUCCAGAAUAUAGUGAUGUCUUUAGAGAUGAUUCUUCUGAUGAAAAUGAAACAGACGAAGAAUCAGAAAAUAAUGGAUCUCAGACAAAAAGGCGAAGGUUAAAUGAAGAAGAUAUUAUUAGAAGAACCAAACGAAGAGAAUGGACUGAGAAAAGAGCAACUAUUUUGUUCAAUUAUACACAGUACAGUUACUAUAGCAGAUCAAGUGCAAUGCUUAUAUUUGAAAUGGCAUGGAAUAUGACAAAAGAUAAUUUGGAUAUGGUUUGGUGGGCUAUAAUUGGUUCCACGGAACAAGCUAUUCUUGGUAAAGUAGAAUCAAGGUUAAGCGUUCUUGAAGAAGGUUCCCUUCAAGCCCAUGUAUCUAGAUUAACUCAUAAAGGAGCUGAAGUUGAUAAGCAAGAACAGCGACAAAGUACAGUUAAAAUUACUUAUGAUAAAGACCUCUUACUUGUGUUAUAUCGUCAUUGGACUGUAGAAGCUAGUUUAAGACACUCAGUACCAACUGCAGUUUCGUUACGACUUUGGUCUCUUCGAGGAGAACAACGAUUGAAGGGAUUAUUGGCAGACAUGGGUUUGCCUUUAGCGCAAUCAAGGCAACGAUUUUCAGCAAUGGAUCUUGCACUUAGACAAGAAUUUAAACAAAUGGUAGAAAAAUUAGCAGGAAAAUAUAAAGUAGAUACUAUAAUUGGGACAAGUUUUACUCUGCAGUAUGGUUACAAGUUUAAAUAUUGUGCUUCAGAUAUAGUUUAUGCUAUGCUUGCUGUAAUGGAAUCUUCUUCAAAGACAAAAUUACCACAAGGUUGUUUUUUAGAUGCAUUGGACUGUUUAUCUCGUACAAAAAAAGAUAUUUUAGAAAGUGGUAUAGAAAAAGCAAAACUUAUGCUUAAAACUAUUUUUAAGACUGCACAGAGUAUUUUACAAUUGAAGGAAAUAAAAAACAUUGGUUCAUUUCUUUACAUAAUUAUUCCAGAGGGAACUGCUGACAAUCUUAUAUUUGCACAUCCAUAUCCAUUAAUAAUGUUAGCUCAGUUUACUCUAAAGGCUUAUGUAGAAUCUUCAAAAAACAGGCGGGCACCGGAAUUGCCACUUGUAGCUUCUUCAGUGUAUGACACAGAAGAGAAAAUGUGUAUAAUGAUUGGCAUACCACCAGUGUGUGAAGAUCAACCAAGAAGUUUAUUUGGAAGAGCCUUUGAACAAGCGGCGAAAAAUACAAAUUCUUACAUAGAAGCAGAUUACUUUGACUCUACAAUAAUAAGACUGAAAAUCGAAGAAAGACCAAGAUUUUUGGAUGCUUUAGCAUCUCUUCUAGCUUAAAAUUUUAGUAAUUUAUUUAACAUAUAAAAUAGAAAUUUUCUCUUCACACAUAUUUAUUUCCUUUUUUUAAAUAAUACGAAGUAACAAUAACGCGUGCAACUUUUUAAAAAAUACGACAGGAUCGAUUAAGUACAUUUUAUUUUUUAUGACAUAUUGUAACUGACAAAUGUAAGUUAGUAAUAUUUUCAUUUACGUACGAAAUAACUGAUAACAAAAUUUAUUGGAUGAUAAAGCAAAUAUUGUAUAAUGUAAAUGAUAUGUAAUAAUUAUAAUUUUUAUAUAAGAACAAAAUUAACUUAAAAAAUGUAUGAAUAAAUUUAUUCAAUUUUUCACA